CCAAAGAUCUGCCAAUAUCUGUUCCUUUAUCAAUGCUGAAAGCCGUGCAUGGACUAAUUAUACUCCCUAGUGGAGUACUUACUCAAAUAGUCCUUCAUAGAUCUUUUUCUUCUUCUUCUCUUGUAAACAGUGUACGAAGCUUGUUUGGCACAAGUUUGGCACACAGCGCUUGAAGAAGACAAGCGGUAUGAGCUGCCGAGUUUGAGCGGAGAAAUGAUGGCGGAUUACGAGCAAAACAGAAGGAGUUCCGCCAACGACGGAGCAGGGCCGCAGGAGGAGGAAGGCAGAGUGAAAACUAAGCCUGUCUCUUGUAGCACUUGGGGAGGAGAAGGGACAGCAGUCAAACGCACAUCCAAGCAUCUCACACCUGAAGAUGAGGAAGAGUCCUCAGGAGACCGACCAGCACCCUGCAAAGUCUCCAAGAUAGGCUUUAGCAUGAGCAGUCAGUUGGGGAAGAAGUCGAACCCCAUAUCUAUCAAACUUGGAGCAACAAAACCCAAAGAGCCUGUACCAACAAUUCCUCCAAAAAAGGCAGGGCUGGCGUCAGUUUUUAAUGAAGAUGAUGAUAGUGAACCGGAGGAGAUGCCCCCGGAAGCAAAGAUGAGGAUGAAGAACAUUGGCAGGGAGACGCCAACAUCUGCAGGACCCAAUUCCUUCAACAAGGGCAAACAGGGCUUCUCUGAUCAUCAAAAACUCUGGGAGAGGAAGAUGAAGGCCAAUGCAGACAAACUAUAUCCAGAAGUUGCUGGUGGCUUUGGCAGGUUUGCCUGAAGUCCAAUCCAAACUGGGUAGCACCUUUAAGGCCCUCUGGACCAGUGUGGGGAGCGGGGGGUCUGGCUGGAUGAGGGAUGGUGAGGUUCUACAGGUCCAUAUUAGCAGAAGUUUGAAGAUUGAGUUUUGUAGCAAAGCCUGAAGAUAAUACACAUUAAAACUGAUUUAUCCUUUAAGACAAACUUAACCACUUAACAGAAAGUUGUUCAACUGGAUCCGUUGAUAACAUUGUUUUUUCCUGUGGCUUAUGUUUUGAAAGAGCCACUAGUUUCAGUUUAUGUCAGUAAAUCUGUGAAAUGAAACUAAUGUGGUUAUUUGAGAAAUGCAUUCAGGAUUUAUUUUACUGGGACACAGAACCCAGAACACAAAAGUUUCAUGUCAUAAACACGCAUGUUUAAUGUGGUAAAGACUGGUCAGAAAGUAGAAGAAAAAAGUACUAUAUGCAAUUUAUAGUUAAACAUGUUCGUCCUCUAAUAUUGUUUGUAUUGCCAAGUUAAUGACAGGCAGGGUAUCUGCAGAUGUUGUAAAGUCUUAAAAAACAUUAAAUUUCCUCAAAAAAGGCA
Molecule: messenger RNA, 1334 nt
Organism: Micropterus dolomieu (smallmouth bass)
Lineage: Eukaryota; Metazoa; Chordata; Actinopteri; Centrarchiformes; Centrarchidae
Product: PEST proteolytic signal-containing nuclear protein-like
Exons: 6
Coding region: 214-771 (185 amino acids)
Biological process (GO): protein ubiquitination; proteasome-mediated ubiquitin-dependent protein catabolic process
Cellular component (GO): nucleus
Source: RefSeq, a predicted model, not a curated record